Molecule: messenger RNA, 2390 nt
Organism: Sceloporus undulatus (fence lizard)
Lineage: Eukaryota; Metazoa; Chordata; Lepidosauria; Squamata; Phrynosomatidae
Gene: NOP2
Product: NOP2 nucleolar protein
Exons: 16
Coding region: 53-2161 (702 amino acids)
Biological process (GO): maturation of LSU-rRNA; rRNA base methylation
Cellular component (GO): nucleolus
Molecular function (GO): RNA binding; rRNA (cytosine-C5-)-methyltransferase activity
Source: RefSeq, a predicted model, not a curated record
UGGCUGCUGGCCACGUGUUCUACAGUGCGAGGCGAGGAGGAGAUCGGGAGCUAUGGGGCGCAAGCUGGACCCGGCGCGGAAGGAGAAGCGGGGCCCUGGGCGCAAGGCCCGAAAGCAGCGCGGGGCCGAGGAGGAGCUCGCCGGGUUCCUGCCCCCCGACCCAGAUGACAGUGCAAAGAAGCUUUCCAGUCAUGCUCGACGAAGAGCUGCAAAGAGACGGAUCAAAUCUGCAAAAUUUCAAACAGACAAAAAGAUUCUUGCUCUCCAGAAGACUCAAGCUGCAGAAGAUCCAUUGUUGAAGGGAACAAAGAAGAAAACAGAACUGCAAGAUGGCCGUCAAGCUGGUUUCACUGAUGACAAUGCUUUAUGGCUUACUCCGUCUGCUUCUGGGAAAAAGAGAGCAAGAUCUGAAGAAACUAGGGAAGAUGAAAGCAGUGGUGAUGAGGGUCCUUGGGAGAGUGAUGGAGAUGAUGGAAGUGAGGAUGGAAUGGUAGAUGACUAUGGUGCUUUGUCUUCAAGUGAUGAAGCAGAGCUCCUGCCUAUAGAGCAAGCGGCCCAAAAAGACAAGCUGGAAGGGGAAGACUUCAGUGAGGAUGACAGUGAGGAUGAAGAGGAGACUCCACCACAGAAGCCGGAAGUGGUCACAGACAAAGAUGCUGGCCUGCAGCUCAAUGUAGAGACAGAUGAGCACUUUGUGCUCCCCAGUGGGCAGGAGAUAGAGAAAGAAGCUGCUCAACCCCCUGAUCUCCAGCUUAUUCAUCAGCGUAUAAAAGACAACAUAGAGGUACUUCAGGACUUCAGCACCAAGCGCGAGGAGGGGCAUUCACGGCAGGAUUAUCUGGCUCUUCUGCGUCGGGAUCUUGCUGCUUAUUAUUCUUACAGUGACUUCUUAAUUGGGAAGAUGAUGGAUCUUUUCCCACUAUCAGAGCUGGUAGAGUUCUUGGAGUCUAAUGAGGUUCCUCGGCCUGUAACCCUCCGCACUAACACGCUCAAGACACGGCGACGUGACCUGGCACAGGCCCUGAUAAAUCGUGGAGUAAAUCUUGAUCCUUUAGGAAAGUGGUCAAAAACUGGACUUGUUGUAUAUGAUUCCUCUGUACCUAUAGGUGCUACCCCAGAAUACUUGGCUGGCCAGUACAUGCUGCAAGGAGCAUCCAGCCUUCUCCCUGUCAUGGCUCUUGCCCCUCAGGAGAACGAGCGGAUCUUGGACAUGUGUUGUGCCCCAGGAGGCAAGACCAGCUACAUAGCCCAACUGAUGAAGAAUACUGGUGUGAUCCUGGCUAAUGACAGCAAUGCAGAGCGAUUGCACAGUGUGGUGGGAAACCUGCACCGCCUAGGUGUCACGAACACUGUUGUGAGCCACUGUGAUGGGCGCCAGUUUCCCAAGGUCCUGGGUGGAUUUGACAGGGUUCUGCUGGAUGCUCCAUGCAGUGGUACAGGUGUUAUUUCAAAGGACCCCACAGUUAAAACCAAUAAGGAUGAGAAAGACAUUUUACGCUGUGCUCACCUACAAAAGGAGCUGAUACUUAGUGCCAUUGACUCGGUUAAUGCUGCCUCAGAAACUGGGGGGUACAUUGUAUAUUGCACAUGUUCAGUCAUGGUGGAGGAAAAUGAAUGGGUUGUGGAUUAUGCCCUGAAGAAACGCAAUGUCCGCUUGGUGCCAACAGGCCUAGAUUUUGGUAAAGAAGGAUUCACCAGGUUUAAGGAGCGUCGUUUCCAUCCUUCUUUGAAAUCUACACGGCGUUUCUACCCUCAUACCCACAACAUGGAUGGCUUUUUUGUUGCUAAACUCAAGAAGUUUUCUAAUGCCAUUCCCAAGGCUGUGAAAGAUGAAGAGCCUAAUGGUGAGCCAGCGGUGCAGGCAGAGCAAGCAGACAUUGCUCCAGCAGCUGAGCCUUUACCUCAAGGGAGGAAACGCAUAGCCUUGAAAGCUGUUAAGAAACCAACAGCAAAACAGGAACUUUCUGCAGCAACAGAAGCGAAGGCACAAGCUAAAGGAGACCCAAAAGGAGAUAAGCAGAAGAAACUAUCCUUGGCCUCACGUCAGGGCUCCUUUCAGAAGCGGACCAGGCCCUCAAAGGCUGCUCGGCCCUCUCCUGGGGGUCUGAAGGCUCGACCAACCCCCAACAAGAAGCGCAAGCUGCACAGAAGCCACCAGUAGUUGGAGGGACUGAUUUGUUUGAUGAUUCUCUGACAUCUACAAGUCUGUUGGGAGAUCCCAUCCAGGACACUUGUCCUUGAGAGACACUUGCAGGGUUGGUGCUCAGGUUCUCUGACAUGGCUGGGGCUGACCCAGUUUUUUAAUUUACUUUUGGCCCUGCUUAAGGGCAGAGACUGUCAAGUUGAGACCUAUCAGGCAUUAAAAAAAUUUCCUACUUGGUCAUGUUCUU